AAGAAAAAAUGCAAUUAUUUUGUCAAAUAAUUGCAAGGAAAAAAAAACUCUAUAAGGAAAAGGUUGAAAAUGUGAACAGUAUAAAGUAAAAAAAAAAGAAAAAAGAAAGAAAGAAAGAAAGAAAGAAAGAAAGAAAUAUGUGCAUAUGAAAGACCUCUCCAAUGUUCACUUGCUCCAGUUUCCCCAAGUUUAGAAACUGCUACAUCAUAUCCCUCUCCCUCUCUAUCUCUUUCUCUCUCGUUGUGAGCUAUGUGGUAAUUAACAGACAACAGUUUUUGUUUGUCCGUACCGUUUUACUUACUUUCACACUGUCUUUGUCUAUUGCUACUCUCGUCUCUUCUUUUCCUUUUUUUCUUUCCUUUCCUUCUGUUGUGUUUUCUCUUUCUUUUAUAUCUGUAAACCCAAAACAGUCAAAAUCAGGGAAGCCAAAGUUUCCUUUGCUUUCUUCUCCUUUCGUCCUUUCUUUGAACCAAGACAGUUAAGGUUUGUGUGUGUGUGAGAGAGAGAGAGAAUGAAGAGUAAAACCCUUUUUGUCUGAGUUAGAGGAAACCAAAAGAGAAUGGAGAUGGGUUCCAACUCGGGUCCGGGUUUAGGUCCGGGUCAGGCAGAGUCGGGUGGUUCCUCCACUGAGUCAUCCUCUUUCAGCGGAGGUCUCAUGUUCGGCCAGAAGAUCUACUUCGAGGACGGAGGAGGUGGAUCCGGGUCUUCUUCCUCUGGUGGCUCAAACAGACGUGUCCGUGGAGGCGGGUCGGGCCAGUCCGGUCAGAUACCAAGGUGCCAAGUGGAAGGUUGUGGGAUGGAUCUAACCAAUGCAAAGGGUUAUUACUCGAGGCACAGAGUUUGCGGAGUGCACUCUAAAACACCCAAAGUCAUUGUCGCUGGUCUCGAACAGAGGUUUUGUCAACAGUGCAGCAGGUUUCAUCAGCUCCCUGAAUUUGACCUAGAGAAAAGGAGUUGUCGUAGGAGACUCGCUGGCCAUAAUGAGCGCCGGAGGAAGCCACAGCCUGCGUCUCUCUCUGUGCUAUCUUCUCGUUACGGGAGGAUUGCACCAUCACUUUACGGGAAUGCUGAUGCUGGAAUGAAUGGAAGCUUUCUUGGGAACCAAGACAUGGGGUGGACAAGUGCAAGAACACUGGAUACAAGAGUGAUGAGACGACCUGUGUCAGCACCGUCGUGGCAGAUCAGUCCGAUGAAUGUUUUUAGUCAAGGUUCAGUUGGAGGAGGAGGGACAAGCUUCUCAUCUCCAGAGAUUAUGGACACUAAACUAGAGAGCUACAAGGGAAUGGGCGACUCAAACUGUGCUCUCUCUCUUCUGUCAAAUCCACAUCAGCCACAGGACAACAACAAUAACAACAACACAUGGCGAGCUUCUUCAGGUUUUUGCCCGAUGACGGUUACAAUGGCUCAGCCCCCACCUGCACCUGGCCAGCAUCAGUAUCUCAACCCGCCUUGGGUGUUUAAGGACGAUGAUAGUGACAUGUCUCCUGUUUUGAAUUUGGGUCGAUUCACCGAGCCAGAUAAUUGUCAGAUAAGCAAUGGCACGACAAUGGGUGAGUUCGAGUUAUCUGAUCACCAUCACCAAAGUAGGAGGCAGUACAUAGAAGAUGAGCAGAACACAAGGGCCUAUGACUCUUCUUCUCACCAUAAUAACUGGUCUCUCUGACUUUCUCCUUGCAUCAGAGAAUCUUCUUUCCAAUGGUACCAUGACCGAUUCUGCAAUAUCGUUACCUUUUGCUCUAUUUUUGUUUAUGUUAUUAUCUGCUAUUAAUAAACCAGACAAUUGUUGCCAGAUACUGGCUUUUGAUUUUUAUGCUACUUUGUUUUGUUUCA
Capsella rubella is the source of this 1830-nucleotide messenger RNA. RefSeq names its product squamosa promoter-binding-like protein 9. Bases 560 to 1663 code for a protein of 367 amino acids. The record is from RefSeq and is a predicted model, not a curated record. Gene Ontology annotation, molecular function: DNA binding. The transcript is spliced from 3 exons. Gene Ontology annotation, cellular component: nucleus. Lineage: Eukaryota; Viridiplantae; Streptophyta; Magnoliopsida; Brassicales; Brassicaceae.